UUGUCUUUUCUUUCUGACUCCCAAAGAUCUGAGAGCGGCAAGCUGGAAGUCAUACUGUAGAUUGAUGCACGGCACCUUUGGGAGAAACGGAGCUCUAACCAACAGCCUGAGUCCAGACAAUUUCGUAUUUUGUCUAGGACUGGACAAAUAUAUAUAUAUAUAUUUUAAACGAAUUAAAGCUUUUCUUUCCUGAAAAGCUCGACAACAAACGAAGAGGAGCGCACAAGUUUACAUGGAAAUGUAGACUCAUCCUAAAGCAGGAUGGUGUGGGGGUUAGCUGCGUAAAGUUGGGAGGAGUUUACGAAAGGAUAAAGGUGAGAAGCUGUGUUAGAAAACUUUCCCUUUGUUCACCCGCAGACGAAGAAGAAGGCGGCGACUGGCCUGGAUUUUGGGAAGCUUUACGCACGGUCUGCGCACACUGAUUUGUUAGAAAUCCAAGAUGCGCCUGUUGAACACGUCGUGCGGAGAAAUCCGAGGGAGACUACACAAGUCCGGUGUGAUGCAUGUACUUUUCCUCUUCUUGGCCAUCGUGCUGUCCUGUCACGGCUGUCCGGACCGAUGCGUGUGCUCCUUACAAACUGUGAAAUGCCAAAACCAGGACUUGGACGCGAUUCCGCAUUCCAUACCGGCCAAUACCAAAUUCUUGUUCGUCACAGGAAACAACAUUUCCAACAUUAGUGUGGCCUCUUUCCCAACCCGCCUGGACCAGUUAACUGAUCUCUAUCUCGGUGGGAACGGGAUGGAGUACGUGGAAGAAAUGGUAUUUGACAACUUGCCAAACCUCUUGCGGCUGGACUUGAGCAACAACAGAAUCCAGAGUUUCAGUGAAAGAGCUUUCCCCGAUGACAACAAACUGCAGCUCCUGAACCUAAGCAGGUCGUUUCACAAUCAUACCUACAUAGAUGUGGUCCUGAAUUUCCUCCGCAGUGGGAGCCUCCUCCAGCUGACAGCCUUGGACCUGUCCAGCAAUGACCUUGUGCUUCUUCCAGACAUAUUUGGCAGCCUCUCCAGCCUGGUGAGCCUCAGCCUGCAGAACAGCUCCAUCAUCACCAUCCAGAACGGGACCCUGAAGGUGCCCCCGCUGCGUGACCUGGACCUGAGGGACAACAGCCUGAGGGAUCUGCCCACCACCACGCUGGCCGAGCUCAGCCUCAAGCCCGGCCUCCACAUCCGGCUGGCGGGGAACCCGUGGCGCUGCGACUGCUUCAUCGAUGACAUGCUGAUGUGGCUCAAAAACUCCACUCAGGUGGUCGACGUGCAGAACUUGACCUGUGCCGACCCGGAGGCCCUGAAACAGCACCAGCUCCUGCAGGUGGAGCUGUCGCAGCUGAAGUGUUCCAGUGAAAUGGAGGGAGUACUGGAGACUUCAUACGUUUUCCUGGGACUGGUGUUGGCCCUGAUCGGUGUCAUAUUCCUGCUGGUGCUCUACCUGAACAGGAAAGGCAUCAAGCGGUGGAUGUACAACAUCCGGGAUGCUUGUAGGGACCACAUGGAGGGGUACCAUUAUAGGUAUGAGAUAAACUCUGACCCCCGCUUGGCCAACCUGAGCAUCAACUCGGAUGUGUGAGGCAGGAUGGGACUCAGUCUGGGACCUUGCUGUGAGAUAUUAAAUGACUUUAUACUAUUAAGAUUUGCAUGAAAGUCUCCCUCCCUCCCCCUUCCUCCCCUUCUGUUUAUGGUAUUAUUCAGAUUUUACACCUGUCAGGACUCCUAAUUAAACCCUCUCACAACUUCCCGCUCAGCCACCGCUGCAUGUCCUGUAUGAGUACCUGGCAGCUGUGGUGUCAGCUGCGUUUCCUCCGUGUAACAUUGCAUGGACAAUGAAUCGUGACAAAGAGGGUUUUGGAGAGUUGCAAAGAGCGAUAUGUUCUAUUUUUACUGUUCCUAAAGGAUAAACGGAUGGAGUGUGUUGACUUUUAAAUGAUUUAAAUCAUUGCAUUCUUCUCAUUAUGCCUCUGCUGCAGAGAAAUGUUAUACUGCUUGAGUUUGUUUUUUUUAAAUACGUGAUCUAAAAUAUGCCUUUUUUUGAAUGAUUAUAGUGCACAUUGCAUAGUUUUUGGAUUUUAGUAGGUGGAUGUGAUUGCUCUUCUUUUUCUGUGAAGAUAUUCAGCAAAAUAAAAUGCCUCUGGAUUGCUGGUA
This is a messenger RNA of Amphiprion ocellaris (clown anemonefish), 2139 nucleotides long. RefSeq names its product trophoblast glycoprotein b (gene tpbg). The record is from RefSeq and is a predicted model, not a curated record. Gene Ontology annotation, molecular function: protein binding. Gene Ontology annotation, cellular component: plasma membrane. The coding region runs from base 440 to 1567 and encodes 375 amino acids. The transcript has a single exon. Gene Ontology annotation, biological process: negative regulation of canonical Wnt signaling pathway. NCBI's taxonomy places the organism in Eukaryota, Metazoa, Chordata, Actinopteri, Pomacentridae.